Molecule: messenger RNA, 1860 nt
Organism: Aureobasidium subglaciale EXF-2481
Lineage: Eukaryota; Fungi; Ascomycota; Dothideomycetes; Dothideales; Saccotheciaceae
Exons: 3
Coding region: 61-1632 (523 amino acids)
Biological process (GO): regulation of DNA damage checkpoint
Cellular component (GO): nucleus
Molecular function (GO): DNA binding; protein binding
Source: RefSeq, a predicted model, not a curated record
AAUGCACGGCACCAACUUUCUCAAACAACGUCAUCCUUAGCCACAACACAGGAGAUCACCAUGCCGAAGAAGUCAGCAGCCGAACUCAGCGAAUAUGAACUGCAACGACAGGAAAACAUAGCAAAAAAUCAAGCUCUGCUUCGUCAAUUGCAACUCGAAGCCGCAUCCGCUGGUCUCGCGCCGAAGAAGCCUGCACGUCCUGCCUCCAACAAUGCUGCCAAGAAGAGGAAGGCUCCAGUGCAAAGGAUCAAAGAGGAGGUACAGCCCAGACGCACAUCUUCCAGAUUGAAAGGAAUUGUCGCCGAUUCCGAGGUCGCCAGACGAAAAGCUGAAGAGGAGUCUGAGCUGCUAGCUCAAGCCGAGCGAGCAAAACGCCAACGCGUCUCUGCAGAUCUACGCUUCUCAGAUGUCGUAGUGGCUGGAAAAGAUUGGGAUCAGAGUGGAAACUUCCUACGCAUAGUCGGUCCCGCAAACCCUGGCGAACGCACCUUCAGUGCUCAAGAUGUGAAGGAAACCACAGACACGGAGUUGAAAGAACUGCGCGAACGCAUGAGCAACCUCGACUUAUGGCAAGGCUUCGAACCCAGCAGGAUCAAAAUCACCCCCGAGAGAAUCUACUCUCUAGGCUUCCACCCUACCACCGAAAAAGCCCUUGUCUUUGCUGGUGACAAGCUAGGAAGUCUAGGUCUCUUCGACGCCUCCCAACAACCUACCUCGACCAUUAAGAAUGAAGACGACGACGAGUCCGACGACGAAGAAGCCACCCCUUCAAUUACUACCCUCAAAAUCCACACUCGCACAAUCUCCGCCUUUCAAUUCUCCCCCCACGAUCAAAAUGCUCUAUACUCAGCCAGCUACGACAGCUCCAUCCGAAAACUAGACUUGCAAAAAGGAGUAGCCAUAGAAGCUUAUGCUCCCAUCUCAAAAGACGACGAUGAACCCCUCAGUGGAGUAGAAAUGUCUCAAUUCGACCCCAACACCCUCUUCUUCAGCACUUUGAACGGAAACUUUGGCCGUCACGAUACCCGCUCAAAACCAGGAACUUCAGGCACAAACCUCUACACUUUGUCAGAAAAGAAAAUAGGAGGCUUUAGUCUACAUCCCGCUCACCCGCAUAUCUUUGCAACCGCUUCCUUGGACCGCUAUUUACGAAUCUGGGAUUUGCGAAUGCUGAAAGAUGGCAAAGAGGAAGCUCCCAUGGAAAUAGGUGCUCAUGAGAGUAGGUUAAGUGUUUCUCACGCAGCCUUUAAUUCUGCAGGACAAAUCGCAACAGCAAGUUACGAUGACACUGUCAAAAUCUACGAUUUCAGCUCUGCAGGAAGUUGGGAUAAAGGUGUUGAGCUCAGUGAGGAUCAAAUGACUCCAUCGACCAUAAUUCCUCAUAACAACCAGACUGGAAGAUGGGUAACUAUUCUUCGUGCGCAAUGGCAACUCCAACCUCAAGAUUCCAUCCAACGUUUCUGCAUUGGAAAUAUGAAUCGCUUCGUCGAUGUCUACACAGGAGACGGACAACAACUUGCUCAGCUCGGAGGAGAAGGCAUCACAGCUGUGCCCAGUGUUGCACAAUUCCAUCAAUCUCAAGAUUGGAUCGCCGCAGGCACGGCAAGUGGCAAGUUGUGUUUAUGGAUGUAAUAAGAACACCAAGGAGGCAGAGAAAGGGGUUGGAGGCGUGAGGUGAGGUUUUGCUAAAGGGGACUGGAGGUUCUUGGAUAUAAAGAAAAAGGAGGUGCUUAUCUGGUUGGUUGGUUGCUUGUAUUUGCCAAUCUGAAAAUUCCAAGAUGGAACUCUGGUUAUACAGUAGUACAAGUAUCAGUUUUAGUCUCACAAAGUACGAAAUCACGAAAUAUCUAUCUUUUCCAC